GUCUGCGGUCUCUGAACAUUUAAGGUCAUCAUGCCAAUUUGCACACCACCUCAUAUCUCUGCAUGCGGGAGCCCUUUUCUCCCCCUACUACACCCCUUCCCAGCACCAUCACAGACCUUUCCCUCCCUUUAAAGGGAGAGGAGGAGCAAAGGGAAGAUGAAAUUACCGCAGUGGAUUUUAUAAUUGACUCUUGCAUCCUGGUCAGAGGGAAGCAUUUGCUGGCAAGAUGUUGCAGAGCUGCCCGGGUCUAACACGAGUGUAAAGUAGCUCCAGGACAGAAGAAACUCCAGACCUUGCCACUAACAGAAGUGAAACUACUCGCCGUGCCCAGUCGCUUCAUCCCUUCCCCGCCCUCCCACCGUGCGCCGUGCAGAGAUGCAUCCAGCCGGCAGAGGAAGGGGUAGGUCUCCCCGGCUGUCAGUCAGCAGGGGCUGCCCGGCCCGGGACGAGCUGAUCCCGAAAUAAGGACUCGCCCUGGCGGACAGCAGAGCACUGGGAAGUGCCCGGACCCGCACCGUGCCUGGAAGCAUCGCCCGCUCGGCAUCCUUCUCCCUCUGGCGCCACCGAUCCCUCGCUACCUCCCUCAGAGAGCUGCCUGCUAACUUCGGCGCCGACUCCAGGUCUGCCCGCCCGGCUGUGGGCAGGAUGGCGGCUACACCAUCCCCACUCCGCCCCGGGGGCAGCCAGCCCCUUCCUCUUCUUCGUCCCACCGCCGAGCCCCGAGCUGGAGCCCCUGUGGCACAGUCGCUUCGCCGUGUCCUGCCAGGGGCGGAGAGCCCUCUCCGGAGCGCCUGAGCGCGGAUCGAGCUCCAGCACCGCGGACAGCUCCCGGAGGGCCGAGCCCCGGCACGACGGACAGCUCCCAGUGGACUAGUGCGCCCGACUCCGCGCCUCGGAGCCGUUGUUUAUUGCGUUCUGCAGCCCCGUGCUGCGUGUAGCAGCGCACUGCUCUGCCGAGGACGCCGAGAGACGACCCCCCCAGUCUCACUGCUACCCACCGCGGUAGAAGAAGGCUUCUCUCUUUUUUCUCUGGGCUCGGAGUCUGUCUUCUGUAGAUCGGGAUUUACAAGCCUGAAUGGUGCUUGGCUACAGUGGUGCAAGAAUCUACAGACUCCAAGGUGUGCUACUGAGUUAGAAAGAAAUCUGGGAUCUGUCACGCUGCGGAAGGAUAAAAGAAACCCUAUACAACCAGCAAAACAAUCCCAAACCUUCCUAACUCCCUCCAGCCAACUUUACCCCACACCUCCUGGCCGUGAGCAUUUCUCCUCCCUUCAUUCUCCUUCCUUUGGAAGCUGUAGGAUGAGGCAUUUCCUUCUGUCUGUCUCAGGGUAAAAGGAUACCCUGGGGGCAGCAACACACAUCUGGCAGGGAUUGAAAGGUUUAAAUCCAGCCUCCACGGCAAUCAACAAUGGCCAAUGAACCGGUGAUUCUGAAUGUGUAUGAUAUGUACUGGAUAAAUGAAUACACCUCCACCUUGGGCAUUGGUGUCUUCCACUCUGGCAUUGAGAUCUACGGCAGAGAGUUUGCCUAUGGAGGGCAUCCCUAUCCUUUCAGUGGGAUUUUCGAGAUCACACCUGGCAGUGCGGUAGAGCUUGGCGAGACCUUUAAAUUCAACUACACUGUCACAAAAGACAGACCAGCUACUAGAGGAGUCUGGGAGGAUGCUUCAUUAAGAGAAUCCAUUGCACUGGGCACCACAGACUUCACAGAAGAGGAUGUGGAUAAGAUUAUGGAAGAGCUGGGCAAAGAGUACAAAGGCAACGCAUACCACCUGAUGCACAAGAACUGUAAUCAUUUCUCUGCUGCUUUGGCUGAGAUCCUGUGUGGGAGGGAGAUCCCCCGCUGGGUGAACCGCCUGGCCUACUUCAGCUCCUGCAUCCCCUUCCUCCAGAGCUGCCUCCCCAAGGAGUGGCUGACCCCAGCAGCCCUGCAGAGCCACAUCAGCCUUGGCUUGCACAAGGAGGAGCAAGGGGACACAACGGAUGAGGAGUCUCCCUCCACUUCUGCCACCCCCUCAGCCUCAGGCACCUCGCGAACCUGUAGACACACCCGGGUCUGAGCUGUGCCCACCAUGGCCUCUAGUAACAUUCUCCUCUCUCUUGUGCUGUUUCUUCCUCAGUCUCCCUUUCUCACACCAUGGUUUCUCUCCUCUUUUUUCAUCUGACAACACAGGGGAGGGAAGACCCCUGCUACUGAGGAGGAGAAGCUUCAGACCCUUUUCAAAGGGCUGCUACUACAGUUGCUUGGCAGAAUGAUUGUGAACUUCAACACUGAGCUGAGGAGUGUGGCAACUAUGCUGGAUUCUCCUCCCAGGAUCUCCAUGCUCCUUGAUCCACAGAGAAAGCUGCUCUCUCAGGCACGAGAGCUCACGUAGGAGCAGGGAGCGCCAUACUGUGAUGUUCCUCCACUAGGACAGUUUUAUCUUUUUAUCUCUUCUCCCACCCACUUGAGCCCAGCAGUCUCCUCUGUAUUUUAGCUUGGGUUGCCACAGGGCAAAUUUCCUGCCUGCACCCAGUGAAGCAGGCAGAGCCAGAACUCAACUUUCUCAUGUCUUAGACCAGCAACAAGAUCCACUCAGCCACAUCCCUUUUGUAAUUAUCAGGUUUCUAACUCAUGUGAAGGAAAUGAAAGGUGCUGAUGUUCUACAACCACCAGUUUUCACUAUUCAAAUUUAAGAGCUCAAAUGACUGCCCUGCUCUUGAAAAUAAUAACAAAGAGAACCCAGAAAAUGAAUGUGUUACCAUGGCUUUUCUUUAGGGUCAAAAAAAAAAGGAUGGGGCUAGUGCUUAGAGGCAGCUACUAAGUAGGUGCAGAAAUGACUGUUGACCAUAUUGGUGCUUUUUGGCACAAACCCCUCUCAGUUCCCCUACUUCUAGGCAGUGUUCCUGGUUACCUCUUUUUCCCUUUCCCCAGGCUUGCAAAUCUGUCUCGUAGCUGACAUUUGCUGGCUUUUUUAUUUUUUACUUAUUUAUUUAUUUAUUUAUUUAUUUUGAGGGAAACGGCCCUCUGGAGCAGUAAGAUGAGGGAAAGAAAUCUGCUGGGAAGAUCAGUACUUCCUUUAGCUUUUUCUUCUGCGCCCAUAAACAAAACAUGUCUCCUGAGCCACCCCUCCCCUGUCUAUUGCAGAGCCAACCCAAGAAGGUAAAAAAUAAGUGAUGAACCUGUUUCCUUCUCCUCCCUUUCUGGAGGUGGAGAGGGAAAUCUAGGGCCACAUCAAGAAAGCAUGGAUGACCCUUCCCAUGCAUGGGCCACCAUGGUGCCUUCUGUUGUGUGCACUGUUUCAGUGGCAUGAAAAAUGGGCAGGGCUGGCUCACUGGUCUCUCCAGGCAGGUUCUUGAUAUGAAUCUGGUCCUUGGAUGUAUUUCUGCUCAUUCUGAUGGCUGACAGGAAAGCUGAGGAGGGAGAAAAGGACAGGGAUGCCAACCUUUCCACUCAAUUACCUCACCAAGAGUUUUAUUCAGAAGAUGCAAGAGAGCAUCAAAGGGGAAUCCCAGGCCUCUCUCCCCCUUUUAGCUCCUCUUAACCACACAAAGGAGGAAAAAAAAGAACAGGCACAGUUUUGACAGGAGGUUGCUGCUUUAGAAAUGCUGUUCUCAACAGCUGCUAUCAAGUCAGGACUUUCCCCUCCAUCCAGAAAGAACUGUAAGUCCUUCAGAGACGUUGUUUCCUUUUACUGGUUGCAGUAAGACCUAGAGCAUGCUAAGUCCAACCAGCUGUUUCUUGAGCUCAGGUAUAUAGAAGUGUGUGCUUUCAGCACUGAAGGUCCUGGCUAUGAUGUCUACACAGACAGUGCUUCACGGUUUGUUACAUGUGUACACUCCUAGUGAAAAAGGAGGCUCUGGAGAGAUGUACUGUAUGGGAAUAAAACUCAUGGGACGGUCCACUCCACUACUUCCUGGAGUGAUGCGUGUUUGGGCAAUGAGCCUUUUACAAUGUGUCUCCCAUUUUCAUCUUCUGAACAAAUUGCUGCAAGUUCUGUACCGAACUAAAGUUAUGCUCCUUAUUAACCUUGGCUACUCACAGCCAAUACUGCAUUGUAAGCAGUUCUACAGCUCCUGGUAUCCAAUCGAGCACUAGUCUGAAUUACCCUGGCUUGUUCUGGGAUGUUUAAUAAGAUUUCCAUCCUGUUCUCUGUUCUGCUGCCCAGAAACAUUACACAAUGUUGCACGCUCCUUUCACCUGCAGUCAUCGUCAUAGUAGCCUAAACCAGCAAUGCAAGCUCCAUUCGUCUGAAGUUCCCAGGGUGCCUGCCAAUAGCCAGCAGCACAGUAUGUGCAGUGAAUUUUAAAAUCACUUUGUAGGUCCUUCUCUGGAGGUGAGAAAAGGCUUUCCCAGAGCUUUUGUGUAGACCAGGGAAACUGCAGUUGGAAAUGUCUCAUUCCUGAUGUGACAAAAGCCAGCCAACCAGCACCCUCAGGUUUCCAUUCUGCACCUGAGCUCCAGAUAACACAUCAUUACACAUUUAGGAGAGAACUAUGGCUCCAGUGGCACAUUUCACAAGGAAAACCCUCUCACAGUGUUUCACAAGGUAAAAUGUUUAACUGGCUGUAUUGUAACACAGAGAAGAAAGCUGAACUCAGCCUUCUUGGAGACAUGGAUAAGUGCUUGAAGUAUUGGGAGUAACACUUGGGGUGAACUGUUGGUGUCAUAAAAACUAGAUGUUUAUCUACUUUUAUGUUUGUCAGUCUUUUAUGUAGGGGUCAUAACAAGGAGGCAUGCAACCUCUGUUGUAAGUCGAAAUGAGAAUAUAUUCCACUCUUCAGAAAGGUUUUUCCUCACCCCUCUCUGUUCAAGGUGAUUGACCAACAAUGACAAGAACAAAGGGACACUGUGGAAAUAAAAUAUAUAUUGAUGAUAGCUUUAUCUCUGUAAUUUAACAGCAUUUUAGAUUAUUAAAAAUGAAAACAUU
This is a messenger RNA of Numida meleagris (helmeted guineafowl), 4909 nucleotides long. Its product is annotated as desumoylating isopeptidase 2-like. Lineage: Eukaryota; Metazoa; Chordata; Aves; Galliformes; Numididae. Gene Ontology annotation, biological process: protein deubiquitination. The coding region runs from base 1409 to 2059 and encodes 216 amino acids. The record is from RefSeq and is a predicted model, not a curated record. Gene Ontology annotation, molecular function: deubiquitinase activity. The transcript is spliced from 6 exons.